Molecule: messenger RNA, 1906 nt
Organism: Ceutorhynchus assimilis (cabbage seed weevil)
Lineage: Eukaryota; Metazoa; Arthropoda; Insecta; Coleoptera; Curculionidae
Source: the annotation of a GenBank genome assembly
CGUUUAUUAAAAUUUCUGGCACUCUGAUACAGCAGCGUUCAACUGUUCUGAUCGCUCGCUGGUUACGUGAUUACAGCUCCGCUUAACACGCACUGCUCUUUGAUCAAAAUACCGAAUGCAAGGUAAAUAGUGAGCAGUGACCCUCACAUUUUCGACCCCAACUCUUGACACACUUUACAACACUAUAGUGACAUAACCUCAUAUUAUAGACCCCAAAAUUAAAAUGAAAAUAAUUUUUUAGUUCUAGUAGUAAAAUAAUGGCUUACGCUGCUGCAGCUUAUAACAGGAUAUUAAAAAUAUUAGAAAAGUGGCCGAUAGAUAAAUCCAAAGCGGGCGGCAGGGAUUAUUGUGAAUAUUUUACAAAAUACGUUACACAAGCAUACAAAGAAAACUCCUUCGAAUCCGAUUAUAAGUACUGGGAUCAGCAAUACCUGGCUUUGCAGAAGCUUGUGAAUAAUACCCACAAAAACUCGUACAAGCGAACCCUAAAAUCUUCGGCUACAACUUUGACCGCCGAGCAGUGCAAUCAGGCCAUAUCCAACGAAAUUCUACUAGAAAUAAAAAACGAGGAAAAUAAAUCUUUUUUCAAGAAACUCAUUUCAAUUAAAUAAGCAUGAAUUCAGUCAUAAGACGCUUAUUUUGCACUAAUCAGCCUCAUAUUCCAGUAAUGGCAAACGAAGUACUCCAAUACUUAGAUAUCAAAAAGCAUGAAGUAAUUUUAGAUAUGACCUUUGGCAGUGGGGGACAUUCAAGGGAAAUCCUAAAACUUGAACCCAAUGUUAAAAUACUUGCCUUGGACAGAGAUCCAUUGGCUUAUGAAUACUCUCAAGGAUUAGCCAAAGAAUUCCCAAAUAGAAUCAUCCCUUUAUUAGGCAAGUUUUCUGAUCUUCCCCAAUUGCUCCAGCAACAUGAUUAUGGCAAAAACUCUAUUGACAGCAUUUUAUUUGAUUUUGGCUGCUCUUCAAUGCAAUUUGAUUUGGCUGAAAGAGGGUUCUCAAUAUCUAAAAACGGGCCUUUAGAUAUGCGGAUGGAUAAUAGGGAUUCGGGAGUACCAACAGCAGCUGAUGUACUUUCCAAUGCAACUGAAGAGGAUUUAUAUAAAAUAAUUAAAUACUACGGAGAAGAGAAGCAAGCCAAAAAAAUUGCUAGGGCUAUAGUAGAGGCAAGAUAUUUAUUUAAAAAAUUAACCACUACUGAGGAAUUGGCUGAUUUAGUUGAAACUAUUGUAAAUAAUGAUAAUAAACACAGAUAUGCAGCCACCAAAACCUUCCAGGCCCUAAGAAUAUUUGUGAAUAAUGAACUAAAUGAAAUAAACUAUGGCCUUCUAUUAGCUCAUCACUAUCUGAAACUCAAUGGACGUUUAAUCACAAUAACUUUCCACUCUUUGGAAGAUACUAUAGUAAAAAGGCACAUGCUAGGGAAUAUGAUUGAGAAUGUGGCCAAUCCUUUACCUUUGAAAUUUCAGAGUCACAAUUUUAACUUGGCAUCAACAGAUUUGGACAAACUUAUGGAGAAAAAGUGGAAAAUGUUGCACAAACACGUUCUUGUACCUAGUCUAGAGGAGGUUGAGGCAAAUAAUAGGUCUAGGUCAGCUAAAUUGAGAGCAGCAGUGAAAAUUAGAUGAAUUUUAAUUAGUUUAAUAAGAAAAAUUGUAGACUUUUUUUGUUAAUUAUAUUUUACUCAAAAAUUGUUGGAUCUUUAUUGUAGGUAUCUAUAAAGGUUGAUGCUAGUUUCACGAAUUUCUGUACUGAGAAUUAUUACGCAUACUCGAAGGGUAAACCUCCAAUGUAUUCUUAUGUAUGCCCUAUGUAUUAUAUUUAUAUGUAUUCCUUUUUACUCUUGUGUAUAUCCGAGUGUAAUCCUCCAAAAUUCUAAUGUUCCAUAGUCCAAACAUGGGCAGUCGGUU